UAUUGGGCUUGAUCUCGUUCGAUUACGGCCCCUUCCCCAUACCACCACACAAAAUUAAGCUGCGUGCGAGCGUGCGAGGAUUUUUCUUGUAUAAAAUCGUUGCGUAAAUCAACAGCAACAUGUCAACGCCACAGCAGCAGCAACAGUCGCAACAUGUGCGCGUGGUCGGGCAGCAGCAGCAGCAGCAACAACAACAAGAGGCUGUGACCCCCACUUUGGAAUCGGAAUCCAUCUCGGCCAGCAAGGAGCUAACCGGUUUGACCCACGAGUGUGGCGUUUUUGGGGCCAUCGCUUGCGGGGAUUGGCCAGCACAAAUGGACAUUGCACACGUGAUUUGCUUGGGACUGGUGGCACUGCAACAUCGCGGUCAGGAAUCCGCGGGUAUAGCCACUAGCGAGGGCAACUGCUCCAAGAACUUCAACGUGCACAAGGGCAUGGGCAUGAUCAGCACCCUCUUCAACGAUGAUUCCAUGAAGAAGCUGCGCGGCAAUCUGGGCAUCGGACACACGCGCUACUCCACCGCCGGCGGCUCAGGAGUGGUCAACUGCCAGCCCUUUGUGGUGCACACGGCUCAUGGAGCACUGGCCCUGGCCCACAAUGGCGAGCUGGUGAACAACGAAUCUCUGCGGCGGGAGGUUCUGGCCAGGGGAGUGGGUUUGUCCACCCACAGCGACAGUGAGUUGAUCGCCCAAUCGCUGUGCUGUGCGCCGGAGGAUGUUUCCGAACUGGAUGGCCCCAACUGGCCGGCCAGAAUCAGGCAUUUCAUGAUGCUGGCGCCGCUCUCCUACUCGCUGGUGAUCAUGCUGAAGGACAAGAUCUACGCCGUGAGGGACACCUAUGGCAACAGGCCAUUGUGCAUAGGAAAGAUUGUUCCCAUCAAUGCUGGGCAUGGCAAUAGCGCUGAAACUCCCGCUGAUGGCUGGGUGGUUUCCAGUGAGAGCUGCGGAUUCCUCUCCAUCGGAGCCAGAUACGUACGAGAAGUGGAGCCAGGGGAGAUUGUGGAACUCUCGCGGAGUGGCUACCGCACGGUGGACAUCGUGGAAAGGCCCGACUUCAAGCGCAUGGCGUUUUGUAUCUUUGAGUACGUUUACUUCGCCCGCGGCGAUAGUAUCUUCGAGGGCCAGAUGGUCUACACAGUGCGUCUGCAGUGCGGCAGGCAGCUGUGGCGUGAGGCUCCCGUGACGGCCGACAUCGUGAGUUCCGUUCCCGAAUCCGGCACGGCGGCGGCUCAUGGCUAUGCCCGUGAGUCUGGCAUUGAGUUUGCCGAGGUUCUCUGCAGAAAUCGUUACGUAGGACGCACUUUUAUUCAACCCUCGACCAGGUUGCGGCAGCUGGGAGUGGCCAAGAAGUUUGGGGCUCUGUCCGAGAACGUGGCUGGCAAGAGGUUGGUCCUGAUAGACGAUUCCAUCGUGCGAGGCAACACCAUUGGACCCAUCAUUAAGCUGCUGCGCGAUGCCGGCGCCCGGGAGGUGCACAUUCGCAUUGCCAGCCCGCCGCUGCAGUAUCCCUGUUAUAUGGGCAUCAAUAUUCCAACUCGUGAGGAAUUGAUUGCCAACAAACUGAAUGCCGCACAAUUAGCCAGGCAUGUGGGCGCCGACAGUCUAGCUUAUCUAAGUGUGGGGGGACUGGUGGAAGCUGUCCAGUUGAAGCACCGAGAUGCAGCGGACAACAAGUCCAAGCCCACGGGUCACUGCACCGCCUGUCUCACUGGAGAAUAUCCCGGUGGGCUGCCCGAUGAGCUGAGUUGGUGAUUCCAAAUGAAGUUCCAAGUUCCAAACGUUGGGAAUUGGCCUUUGGAAACCAGUUUUUUACUCUUUUGCCCACCACAAACGAAAAAAGUAACUCAUGCAGUAUCACCAAGCCAUAGAAGGCGUCAAAUUGCUGUCACAAAAUUUUUGCAUUUAGUUUAUCUAGAGUUAAAACCCUCCCAUUCCUAUUUACACACCUACCUUCUACCUUCUUAGUUCUUAAGUGAAAAGCUAACGUGCUUUCUCAAACUAAAAUACCUUGAUUUAAAACGUGUUGUUUUGUCUCUGGAACUUCACACUUAUAGUACAAAAUAUAAUCCUCUUUGUUGCCCAUCUUGAAUAUCUGUAAAAUGUGAUUGCGAAUGCCAAUAAUAAAGACAUUUAGACUAUGAUCAUAGA
Drosophila elegans is the source of this 2147-nucleotide messenger RNA. RefSeq names its product amidophosphoribosyltransferase. The transcript is spliced from 2 exons. The coding region runs from base 120 to 1751 and encodes 543 amino acids. Gene Ontology annotation, molecular function: amidophosphoribosyltransferase activity. The record is from RefSeq and is a predicted model, not a curated record. Gene Ontology annotation, biological process: purine nucleotide biosynthetic process; purine nucleobase biosynthetic process. NCBI's taxonomy places the organism in Eukaryota, Metazoa, Arthropoda, Insecta, Diptera, Drosophilidae.